This is a messenger RNA of Drosophila hydei, 1263 nucleotides long. Its product is annotated as gustatory receptor for sugar taste 64c. The record is from RefSeq and is a predicted model, not a curated record. Gene Ontology annotation, biological process: sensory perception of sweet taste; detection of chemical stimulus involved in sensory perception of taste. The transcript is spliced from 5 exons. Gene Ontology annotation, molecular function: sweet taste receptor activity. NCBI's taxonomy places the organism in Eukaryota, Metazoa, Arthropoda, Insecta, Diptera, Drosophilidae. Gene Ontology annotation, cellular component: membrane. Bases 1 to 1263 code for a protein of 420 amino acids.
AUGGAGCAUAGCCGAGAGAGGUGCAAUAAAAACACGCUCCAGCACGCCAUCGGACCCUUUCUGGUUCUGUCACAAUUUCUUGGCGUGUUUCCCGUUUCCGGCGUCUGGCCCAGCGCCCCAGUCGAGAAUGUCCGCUUCCGCUGGCUGUCGCCGUCUCUUCUGCUCAGUGUCAUCAUAUUGGUAUUUGCUAUCAUGGAUCUUGGACUCUCUUCGAAAGUGGUGGUCGAUCAUGGACUUAAGAUCUACACCAUAGGCUCGCUAAGCUUCAGCGUCAUUUGCAUUGCCUGCUUGAGCAUUUUCCUGUCUCUGUCGCAUCGAUGGCCGCAUCUCAUCCGGCGGACGGCGCACUGCGAGCUGGUCUUUUUGCAGCCCGGAUACGAUUGCCAUUGGGGUCGACAAUACGGACGCCGACUGCGCCUUUGGGGCGUGGGCAUGCUGGUGGCCGCCCUCUGUGAGCACUCGACGUAUGUGGGGAGCGCCCUGUAUGGGAAUUAUCAGCAGAUUCACGAGUGCAAACUGGACGUGGACUUCUGGCUGAACUACUUUCAGCGGGAGCGACAGGAGCUCUUCUCGGUGUUUCACUUCAAUGUGCCUCAGGCGCUUUUCAUUGAAUGGACCACGCUGGCCAUGACUUUCGUUUGGAACUUCGUGGACAUCUUUCUGACACUGCUCUGUCGCAGUCUGCAGUUCCGCUUCCAGCAGUUGCACUGGCGCAUACGUCGACACUCCGGGCAGCAGAUGCCCAGCGAAUUUUGGGAGCAGCUGCGCUAUGAUCUGUUGGAUCUGUGCGACUUGCUCAGGCUAUACGACAAGGAGCUCUCGGGCAUGGUUAUUCUGGCCUGUUCACACAACAUGUACUUUGUCUGUGUACAGAUGUAUCACAGCUUUAAGGCAAGGGGCAGCUUUAUGGAUGAGUUGUACUUCUGGUUCUGCCUGAUUUACGUGAUUGGCCGCCUUUCCAACAUGAUGUUCGCUGCUUCCUCCAUUCCACAGGAAGCCCAGCAAAUAUCGUACACCCUCUUUGAAAUACCAACAGAACAUUGGUGCCUAGAGCUGUGGCGAAUACAGGAAAUUAUAUUGACGAAUCGGUUUGCCUUGAGCGGAAAAGGAUAUUUCUUUCUAACCAGACGUCUCAUUUUUUCGAUGGCUGCUACUCUGAUGGUCUACGAGCUGGUGCUAAUCAAUCAAAUGAAUGGCUCUGAGGUGCAGACGAGCAUUUGCAACCGAGGCGCUGGCGGCUCUAAAAGCAUAUUCUAUUCCUAG